AUGAUGGACGCGCUGUCGGUGGUGAGCCAACUGCGGGAUCUGGCGUCAGAACCCCAGAACCGCGAGGCCAUCGUGCAAGAUCAAGGGUGCCUCCCCGGUCUGGUCCUCUUUUUGGACCACCGCAGCCCCGAAGUGCUUCUCGCUACUCUCCAGACCCUUCGCUACUUGGCCGAGUUGUCCCUCAACAUUUCGACCAUGAAGAACGAGUUGGGGAUGAUGGUGAGCCUGGAGAACAUUGUGGCGAGGGACGAGCUGUCCGUCGACGUCACCGAUCUGGCCAAGGAAGUUUACGCAAUUCUGUCGGCGUCGCCCGAGAGGAACGGGAGACAAAAGCCGCAGUUCUUCCUCAACUCGUCCAGCAAGAAGGCCAAAUGCGUGACGUUGCACAUUCAGGGCCUCGACGACACCGAUCGGCGAGGCCUGUGCGAGGAGGCGCUGCUGAAGGUGCGAGGGGUGAUCAGCUUUACUUUUCAGAUGGCUUCCAAGAGGUGCACCGUGCGCGUCCGUUCCGACUUGCCGGCCGAGAGCCUGGCCUCGGCUAUCGCCGACACGCGAGUGCUGUGCGCAAAACAGGUGGUGAAGAACCACGAGGGAGAUGAGGUGUUAAUCCCCCUGAGCGCCGCGGCGCAGAGCGAGCGGGCCCUGCCCGACUACCUCCCCGAGGAAGACGACGAGCCCGAGAAGAAGGCGGCGGGCGCCGUGUCGCGCCCUGCCGCCGCCACCGCCCGCGGCGGCACUUGGCUUCACGCCGCCGCCGGCUUCCUCAGCAGGACCUUCUAUUGGUGA
Messenger RNA from Nerophis lumbriciformis (worm pipefish), 786 nucleotides. The record is from RefSeq and is a predicted model, not a curated record. Lineage: Eukaryota; Metazoa; Chordata; Actinopteri; Syngnathiformes; Syngnathidae.